Messenger RNA from Doryrhamphus excisus (bluestripe pipefish), 4532 nucleotides. It is a transcript of the gene adnp2b, whose product is annotated as ADNP homeobox 2b. NCBI's taxonomy places the organism in Eukaryota, Metazoa, Chordata, Actinopteri, Syngnathiformes, Syngnathidae. Gene Ontology annotation, cellular component: nucleus. Gene Ontology annotation, biological process: regulation of gene expression. The record is from RefSeq and is a predicted model, not a curated record.
AAAAUUUUCACCUGGACUCUCCGGGAGUUACCUGGACUUUGUUGAAAUGGUAAUAAAAACUUAUUUAGCAAACAAAGCCAGAAGUCUCCUAUUGGUCGGUUCGUGCUGUAUGCAAAUGAGGCCGCCACUACGUCAGAUCCUGAACUUGAGCGCCAUUUUUUUCCGUUACGGCGAAGAAAGGGACAAAAAGGCCGUGGCGAAAAAAAAAAAUAGCGAUUGUCUUCGUCUCCGGUGAAGCAGCACCGCCCCAACCGACGUCUUUAAGUAUCGGAGCGGCCGGCGGACAACCCCGGAUGCGGCUCGGAUGAGUGUCGCUGGUAGCGGCGAAGCAGUGUUGUUGUUUCACGGACCGGGGACGGGAAGUGGGGCUCCUCGUCGGAGGUGGAGGAGGAGGAGGAGGACACCGACGCUACUUUGGAGCCGACACCAGCAGGAUACGUGAGGAAAAAUGUAUCAGCUUCCGGUCGGGAAUCUCGAGAAGAUCCGAAAGGCGCGCAAGGCGGUCAAACAUGUCCUGCGUGACAUCGGCUUGGAGGACUGCCAAAACUUCCUCAAGGAGCAGGAUGAAAACCCCGAUCAGGACCCGGAGGAAGCGGAUCCUUUCAAGGGCACCGAGUGGAGCGACUUCAUCGACGGCUACCACGGCCGACUACGAAAGAAGUGGCCUUAUCGGACCAGAACCAUGUGCUGCGCCAUGUGCAAGUACUCGUCGCAGAACAUCUUCCACUACCGCAACCACGUGGCGCGCUGCCACGAGUGCUUGCAGACCAUGUGCGCGCUGACCACCUGCCAGCGUUGCGUCUUCGUGGCGCACCCCCGCGUGGUCAAAAAGCACAUCCUGUUCUUCCACGCCGGCAGGGGCAUGGGCCCGCAGCCCGGGGAGGCGGUGCACCGGGGCAACGAGCGCUACCAGUGCAGGAAGUGCGGCUUCCCCACGCAUUCCAUCUUCGCCAUCAAGAAGCACAUCAUCCUCAAGCACAUGGAGAGCCUGACGGACGAAUACAUCGGGUACCGGUACCCGGUGCCGGGCUCCUCGGUCAAGAUGUACUGCUGCAAGAUGUGCAAGGUGAACACGGGGACGCUGGACCAGAUGUUGCACCACAUGCUGGUGGAGCCCAAACACUACACCGUCAACUCGCAGGUGCAGACUAUGAUUUUCGAGAACAAGAACGUUGUCAAAGCGGCGCCCAACGGCAACGGCGUGUUCGUCACGUUGCCGAGCAUCGCGCCGCGGCCGCAGCAGGGCCAGGUGCUGAACAGUAAGUCCUUCGUGGUGCCCAGCAACGGGCAACAUGGCGGCACCGUGGUGGCGUUGCAGCAGCUGCAGCAGCUGCAGGGGGGGCCCAACAGCGCCGCUCUCAUCUGUGCCCCCGGCGGCAACCAGGCUUUUCUUCCACCGCAGGCGUCGGCGCUGGUGCAGCUAGCGAGCGCCGAGGCUAAAGGUUUGCUCCAGCCCGGUGCCACUAUCGCCCUGCGGGGGUCGUCGCUGGUUCAGUUUCCCGGCGUGUCCAACGUAUCCCUGAAGCAGGCGCCGGUGGCCGUGGCGCCGCCUCAAACGCAGUCCAUCCUCAUCCCGUCUGGCCUGCAGGCCAACAUGUCCGGUUCGGUGCCCAAACCCGCCGUGGUGGUGCAGAACCCGCCGGCAAACCAGGUGACCCUGCAGGGCACCAUGCUGACGUCGCAGUCGCUGCUCAGUCACCUGAUCCCCACCGGGAACAGGGUGAACGGCAUGCCCACUUAUACCUUCGCCCCACUCCAAGUAGCGGUGCCGGCGUCCCAGAACCCGGCCGCCCUUCCCAAGCCCGUGGAGCCCGUGGCCAACUCGGCCAACCAAACCAAGAAGUGGAUCACCUGCCCGCUUUGCAACGAACUCUUCCCCUCCAACGUCUUCGACAUGCACAUCGAGGUGGCCCACCAGAGCAAGUCCACCGCUUCCAGGUCGGAGAGCCUCGCGGGGCGGGCGGCGUUCCUCAAGAAGAUGCCGGAUAAAACGCUCAAAUGUUUAACAUGCAAAGUUCUUCUGUCGGAAAAGAGCGUCCUUCAGCAUCUGCUACACGGACUCUGCUGUCUCUACUGCGCCGUCACCUUCUUCUCCGUCAAGCAGCUCAUCGAACACGUCAGGCAACACAACCCCACCGGGAAGCUCUACUGCGACUUCCUGCGGCAGAACUACAAGAUCUACACCAAAGGCAACGCCGGGAUCCUCUUCCCGUACUUUGACGUCUCCACCACCGCGCCCAAGGAAGUCUUGGGCGAGUGCGAGGUCAACCUGGCGCUGGUCACCAACUCCCUGGAGCUCAUCUACGUCAAGCUGCAGCCCAGCAACCAGCCCGAAGUGUGCCCCGCCCCCGUCAAGGUCAACACCACUUCCUGCCCCUUCUGCGACGAGAAGUUCCAGGAGGAGUCCAAGCACCUGCAGCACCUGAAGCAGAAACACUUUGUGGCGCCCACCAUCCACGCCAUCCUCAAGACCGAGGCCUUCAAGUGCAUCUACUGCAACGGCGUCUACACGGGCAAGGUCACGCAGCAGGCCGUGAUGCUGCACAUUCAGCGAUGCCGCAGUUCACCCAAACCGCCGAAAAUUACAGCGCCGCCCCCGCCGCCGCUUCCCAAAGCUGUUCAGCCGCCCCGCCAGCCUUCGGGACUGUACUUCCUUCAAAUGCCACAAGGGGUCAAACAAACGGCAAGCAGAGCUCCUGGUGUUGUGACCCCGGUGCCGGUGGUGGCGGCGGCAGCAGCAGCAGCGGCGGGAGGGGCGUCUCCGCAGCAGAGCGAGGAGGAGAUGCAGUCCACCAGAAGGUUGGAAGCCGCCUUGAAGGAAGUCAUGGAGUUCAACAAGCGGGAACGGGAGCAGAAGGCGGCCAUGCGCAAGAAGCGAGAGCAUGAUCGCGUAACGAUGCUGCCGCCGCCCGAACCCGAAGUCCAGAGCGACCCCAACAUCAAACUGGCGCUGGAGCCCACCCCGCUGGACCGCAGCGGCCCCGACGAGCGACGGGACUUCAUCACCAAGUACUUCAACGUCAACCCGUACGCCUGCCGAGCCGAGACCGAGGAGCUGUGCCGCCGCCUGGCGCUGACCAAGGCGGAGGCGGUGGCGCUCUUCAGCGCCAAACGCAGCCGAUGUCUGAAAAGCCUCAAGAGGAACUCAGCCGCCGUGCUGCUGGGAUUCAACAUGGCCCGCAUGGCGCAGCUUCAGCACCGGCUACACGUUCCCGAGCAGCGGCCCGCUGAGCUGCGGGAGGCGGAGCCGGAGACUGAACCGCCACCGGUCGACGCCACGGAGGCGACGACAGGAACUGGCGAGGACGUGGUGGAGCCGAUGGAUGAAAGCGGGAAUGAGAAGAUGGCGGAUGAGGUGCCCAUGGAGCAGGACGGCUGAAACGGACCUUUCAUGGCGGCGUUUGGUGACCUGAGGCUUCUUCUUGACUGUUUCUUCACAAUAAAAGCACUGCCUUUCUCCUGCUACCUUUUCUUUCAACCUUUUUCUACCAGAUUCUUUUUCAUAUCCAUCAUCACCUCAACAUGGAAGUAGAGUACGGUUAGAACUUCUUAAACUUCUGGACCUUCUUGUCGCUUUCAGUCACCUGGUUUGCUUUUCUAAAAUGGUGGUGGAGUUUUUUAUUUACAGCGUUCAUUGCUGAAGACCGCCAAAAGAAACACUUUUGUUGUUUUGUUUUUUUUACACAAACAUGCUAACCCACUCCACUCCAGUGUAGGUCAACAUAUGCUAAGCUAUUAAAUAUAUCUCAAUCAUCAGUCCAGAUGCACGCUAUCUUCUUUUACCAAACCACGGUACCGACAACCCAAGUAUAGUUGGUGCACACCAGGAAGUAAAUUAGGACUAAAACAACACGACUACUACCAGAAGAACCAGAGUAGAGAGGGGAAGUGCCGCCUGCUGUGGCCCAGCAAGGUGCACCGUAUUCGGGCACAUGCUGAGGUCAAUAUGGAGGUCUCUGGUAAACCUUUUUUGCAACUUUUCAGACGCUGUGGCGCUGGCGUUUCAGGUGGCUGAUAAGUUGUUUUUUUUGGUGUGCUCGAUACUUUUUUCUGUCAUUGUGGAGAAUUUGGUACGACGAGCGUUUGAAACGUCUUCCUUUGGGAACGGGAAUGUUGGUUUACAAGUCGGCUCAGGGUGACAUGGCGUCAAUGUCGCAGGCGGGACACAAAAGGAGCAUCUUUUUCAUUCAAUAUUUUGAAUGGAAAAUCCUUUUUUUUUUCUAUUUUCAUCAAUUUUUUAUAUAUAUAAAAUAUUGUCCCCAGAACCACACUUUGGACACCCCUGCUUAGAAUGAAGUACCCACUGAGUCAGAUGUCUUGUAGUCCACAUGUAUGACCUACUUAACAUAUGUACUGAUGCUAUGUCGUUUAUUUGUAUAUAUAGUACUAUAUAUAUACCGUACUACGAUACAUAUAGUACUACAUAUUUUCCUGUUGUAUUUUUGUUUUUCUACAUUUCCUUAAGUGGGUCGGAAAAGGCUUUCCAAAUUUGUUAAAAUAAGACUUCAUUGUUACAUCCAUAAUAAACUUAU